AUGGAGGAUCGGCUGCGACGCGCUGCCGAGGGCAGCGAAAUGGUGCGAGAAGCUGGCGAGGCGACACAGAGGGAGAAGUCAAGGCAGCUCCGACACCUCUUCGGUGGAGGCCCCCAGGUAGAGAUGCUGUCUAGAGCUGCAGACUCCCAGGAGUAUGAUUCUGGAGAGGUAGCCUCAGGAGCUCAGCAGUUGGAGGAGGAAGAUCUGGCAGCAGCAGCUUUGGAGUCUGAGCAUCCGCAGGGAGCUCUCGAUAUUCUGACAACGCAGAUGAUCGAUGAGCAUGUGAGCUCGCCCUCCGUGAGUGCUAGAGUCCAGUUGUGGUCUGAGAGUGAAGCCUCUCAGAAGACUGUGGCAGCUGAGUCUGCAGAACUUCGAGCGGCUGCAAGGAAAGUGAGGAAAGUGAAGCAAGAAGCAGAGGCUGCUUCUGAGGAAGAGAAGGACCCGCCGCCAAUGCAGAUGGUGCAGGCUCCUUCACUGCGUCUGGGACCGGUCGCUAAGAGAGAGGCUCUGGAACAGGAGCUGGGCCCGGUGGCUGCGGCAGCCUGCAACUUCGCUGCCGGGUUCGUGACACAGCAGCUGACAGCAGCUCACGAACGGGAGCUCAGUCGGCAAGCCCAGUGGCACCAGCAGGAACUCGAGCUCGCUGUCCGCCUGGCGAAGUCCGAAGCGGAAAACGAGGUCCUGAGGAAGCAGAACGAGACUCUUCUCUCGAGAGUCGGCGCCGCCCCGUCCGUGCCACUUCCGCAAGUCGCGGCACUGCUCCCCAGAGACGAGGUCCUGGAGGUGAAAGAGGAAGAGGCGGCUCAGGAAGAGCCACCGCAGGAAUUCGUCUACAGAACCUGCGAAAUGGCGGCAGAGCCGCCAUACUCUGUUCUGAGGCUCUUCCUCGAGUUCGCCUACGGGCAAGUGGCAGCCUCGGAUAUGGCUCGGCAGUCACUGCCGGCGGCGAUCGAACAGCAACUGCGGCAGUUCGAUGACAUCCCAGGGGGCCGACUCCUCAUGCCUGGCCAGUUGAAAUCCUCACUGGAUUUGGACCUGCUUCCCGUACACCCUGAGUUUCUGCGACUCCGUGACGUGAGGGACUUCGACGUCCAGGUGCCCGGCCACGACCUCGACACGGCGCUGCACCUGCUCCGGGAAAGCUACUGUAUGCCAUGGGAGCGACCGAACUUGGAGCUGGCAACACGCGGCCGGGAUAUUCGAGCGUGCCUCCACAGCACCCUUCGACUUCCUGACGCGAGGCCGCGUUUACGUGGCCUACAGCAAGAACCUCAAGCAGGUCUAUGCCUCCAAAGCCAACUACGGUUCAAGCUCCGUCUUUCCUAUGUACUUCAUCAAGUUCAAGGAUCUGCCGGUGGAUCGCCGUAA
This is a messenger RNA of Symbiodinium sp. CCMP2592, 1368 nucleotides long. The record is from the annotation of a GenBank genome assembly. Lineage: Eukaryota; Dinophyceae; Suessiales; Symbiodiniaceae.